Messenger RNA from Saitoella complicata NRRL Y-17804, 1369 nucleotides. RefSeq lists its product as uncharacterized. NCBI's taxonomy places the organism in Eukaryota, Fungi, Ascomycota, Saitoellomycetes, Saitoellales, Saitoellaceae. The record is from RefSeq and is a predicted model, not a curated record. Bases 35 to 1369 code for a protein of 444 amino acids. The transcript has 2 exons.
AACCUUAUAAUUAUUUCAACCGUCUUCGAGAAAAAUGGUCGCAAUGCCAAGAGCAAUGCGUCGAUGGAGUCUCCUCUUCAUCGGGCUCGUCGCCAUAAUCAUCUGGACAGUCAAUGGCGCUGUCCCGAAGAGACUGCGGUUCGAUGGUGACUGGCAAUCCCUACCCAACAGAUUCAACAAGGAAGGAUGGCUCUCCGGUGUCCUCCCCGGCUCCUCAACACAAAAGACCCGAGACUUCACACGAAGCGACCUCCCGUCCCUCCCGACGCGUUGUCCAGUCUACACCUACUUCGAUCCUUCACAGCACGGGGCGGCCACUCUCGCGACAGAACAGCAACUCCUCCUAACCUGGCGCCGCGCAUUCUGGGCCGCAGGAUUCCUCCCCGCCGUCCUCGGCCCCGACGAUGCAAUGAAAGACCACCGUGCAAUCGAGCUCGCGGCUUCGUACCCCGGAAAGAAACUUCCAUCCGACGUCGCCUCCAUCCUCGCAUGGGCCGAGAAAGGCACGGGCGGAGUUCUCUCCGACUAUCGUAUCGUCCCGUUGACGAUGCCGGACACAACAUUGUUACAAGAGCUGAAUAACUGCAAAUUCGAUAAACUCCAAGCAUACGAAUCCACAGGCCUCGGCUUCAUCCACGCCUCCGCCGAAUACGCAAACCAACUCGCAAACCACCUCAUCAAACCCACCAACCCCGGCGCCUCAGCCCUCGACCAAUCCAAACGUCUCUUCGAAGUCCACGCCGACCCGCCUCCCUCGAUUGCCUAUUACUCCCCCGCCAACAUCGAAAACCUCGGUAUCAAACCCGAGAAAUUACCGGAGGUGGUUAAUAGUCAUUUGCAUGAGUCUUGGAUACGUGCGCAUAACACUACGGGAAUCACGGCCCUUGACCCCUUCAAGAAAAACAAACACGCUCAAUUUCUCUCGCUCAGCGCCUACCGCACAGCCUACGCCCUCUCUCGGUGUCCUCCCUCCCCGCUCUCCACCCCCUCGUGCCCACCAUUCCACCCAGACUGCGUGGCCUGCGUCUCAAUCACCCUCACAAACACAACCAACAUCCCCGCCACCACGAACGAGAAAUCCCCGUUCAUGGUAGCAACAAUCCCCCACCCCAGAACCUUCGCCGCCCAAUUCCACCAACGCACACCCCUCCCCGCAGAUUUCGUCCGUAGACGCGUCCGUCGCGAUUUGUGGACGACUGCCGUCACGCUCUCCACUAUGUCCAAGAAGGCUGGAGCGCCGGCACGGGGGGAGGUUGUUAAGAGGGCGGUGUUGGGGGCGGAUGAGGUGGUGGGGAGGAAGAGCGGGGCGUGGACGGCCUGGGAGAGUGGGAGAGAGAAGACCGCUAUCGGAGCAUUUGGGAGCCUGUAA